Neospora caninum is the source of this 1500-nucleotide messenger RNA. RefSeq names its product putative adenosine/AMP deaminase domain containing protein. The coding region runs from base 1 to 1500 and encodes 499 amino acids. The record is from RefSeq and is a predicted model, not a curated record. Gene Ontology annotation, cellular component: cytosol. Lineage: Eukaryota; Apicomplexa; Conoidasida; Eucoccidiorida; Sarcocystidae. Gene Ontology annotation, molecular function: adenine deaminase activity. The transcript has 4 exons. Gene Ontology annotation, biological process: hypoxanthine salvage; adenine catabolic process.
AUGGCGGGGAUUCAGGUUCAGACCUCAUCGACUUCAACUCCGCUCCAAAAUGGCAUCUCUUCCGGAGCUCAUGAGGGAGACUUUCUGUACCGGGCAAACUGCUGCUGUUGCUGCGGCCACGGUGUGCCUGUGGACUUGCUGCUCGAAUACGCGAAGAACAUCCCCAAGGUAGAGCUGCACGUCCAUGUGGAGGGCACCCUGGACUUGAGCCUGGCGAGGGAAAUUGGAAAGAAGAACGGCAUUUCCGUCGGCGAUGGAAGCGAGGACGAAAAGGCAAUGAACGAAGACGGACAAGGUAUUGCGUUUGGAGAUCUGGACUCCUUCCUGGCCGCAUACUUUAAACGUGAGAAAGUCCUCUGCAACCGGGAAGACUUCCACAAACUCGUGCUGCGCUACUUUGAGAAGUCCGCGGCCCAGAAUGUGCGGCACGUCGAGUUGUUCUUCGAUCUUCAGUCACACACCAGGCGCGCCCCAGCAAUUGACGUCGUCCAAGGUAUCUAUGACGGGUGCUGCGAGGCCGAGCAGCGCUGGGGUAUCACUUCUCGCCGGAUCCUCUGCUUCGUGCGCAAUCUUCCUGUGGAAGACCACAUUCGAUGUGUUGAGGAGACGGAGCCGAUGUUGUCCAUGAUCGACGGCUUUGGACUGGCCUCGUCUGAGAAGGGAAAUGAAAACUACAAAUUUCGCGAGGUGUUCGACCUGGUGAAGAAGAGGGGACUUCCGUGCGUUGCACACGCAGGAGAGGAAGGCCCGGCCCAGAACAUCAUCGACGCCUUGGUGUACAAUCACGCAGCGCGAAUUGAUCACGGCUCAUCGUCGGUGGAAAAUCCCGACUUGCUCAAGCACCUGGUGGCACAUCAAAUUCCGCUCACUGUAUGCCCACUUUCAAACGUUUGUUUGGGCGUGUGUAGGAAUGUCGAAGAGCAUCCGCUCCUCCGGUGCAUGCCACAGUGUGGUCUGGAGAGGAAUACACCGAACGGCGUUGCCCACAGGGAAUUUCAGAGCCAGAGGGAACGCCUUCGAUGUGAACAACUGGACAGAUUGAAGGCCGCUGGCCAGGAUCAAAAAAAUACCUCCGGGGUGCCUGAGCCUGUCCCGUUCGUGGCUGGUCAGACAGGAGCUGACGCGAUUGCUCUUGGACCCAAAAGGUCGACGGGGAGUCGGCUCGGCGUUCAGUUUGAAAGCCUUAUCGACCAAGGGCUUCAAGUCACGAUCAACAGCGACGACCCGGCUUACUUUGGUGGCGGAAUGAACGACAAUUUUGCCGCCAUUAUCGAGACAUGUCUGUUGAACGAGAAGGGCUCGACCGGAUCAACGGAAGAUGACUCCAACGGGGGUGCGCCCCUACGCGAAAGUCUCCACUGGAGACUUGAUACGAUAAAGACAGUCGUUUUGAACUCCGUGUUUGCUGCUUUCCUGCCUCUUGAAAAGAAGCAGGCACUGGCUCAGGAAGUCGAAGCUUUUGAUGCUGACUUCAGGAAGAAACACCGCAUCGGAAACUGA